Molecule: messenger RNA, 1263 nt
Organism: Branchiostoma floridae (Florida lancelet)
Lineage: Eukaryota; Metazoa; Chordata; Leptocardii; Amphioxiformes; Branchiostomatidae
Exons: 7
Coding region: 57-866 (269 amino acids)
Cellular component (GO): endomembrane system; membrane
Source: RefSeq, a predicted model, not a curated record
CCUUUGGCCGGCUGUACGCCUUGGCCAUCUUAUGGCACCGUAGGAUCUGCUUGGAGAUGACAUUGCAAGAGAUGAAGCGACGCCCAGGAUGCCCACUGGGGAAAAGGGUAAGAAAGAUGUCCCAAGAAGUAGAGCAAGUCCACGUGCCUACAUACCAAGGAAACAUGGCGCCCGGUUCGGUGUGGGCGGGAGUUACGGCAGCUCACCUGGCGAUGUUCGCCGUCCUGUGUCACAACGUCGCCUUCCACCUGUCCGUACAGGGGUACACACCUUACGACUCCACCGGGGGGAGGUGGAAAUACCUGGAUCAGCUCAAUCUGGACCUAGUAUGCACGUUCUUCGGUGGCUGGGUGCUGUGCGAUCUGACUCAGCCGCUAGUCGGCGCUCCUGCUAAAGCUGGGCUGAUCGCGUUCUUGGACUUCAUCCUUGCAGCGUUCGCGUUCCCCACGACGUUGCUGACUGUUGUGACGGAAGCAGCCCUAUGGUAUGGCGGGAUGCUGGUGCCGUCCCUGCGGCAACAGACACCCCCGGUCCCCGAUGACGCUCCGCGCUGGCACGACCCGCAUGUCUCGCGUACUGUGGUGUUGAUGUUCCUCCUCCUGCACAUGUACAUGGUGGAGCCCCGCUACUCCUCCCGGCGCCGUAGCCUGGCCGGGACAGUGGCGCUCACUGCCGUCUACAUGGCCUGGGUAUCCUACCUUGCAUCCAGCCAGCAGGUUUGGGUGUACCCCUUCAUGGAAGGACUAUCCGGGAUGCAGCGACUUCUAGCGAUCCCCGUCUGCAUCGUCCUAUCAGUCGUUUCCUAUUACUGCGGAGAGUACUUGGCAAGCAAACUUUGGAGUCCACUCAGCAAGAACGUGGAUUGACGUUAUCCAUAGCGUCACCUGAUGAUACCGAGUUGGUGGAAUUUGGUGGAGACGUUUGAGUAGUCCAUGACGUUACGUAUACUAAGAGAGCGAGUCGUUUUUCAGAGUAUUUAUGACCCUAGUUUCGUGGUUAUAGAAACCAUAGUUUGGUGCAGGAAAACAUUGUAAUGUAAUAUUCAGGAUUGUUGGUACUAUUGUUUUGUUUCUGCCAUGUUCAAGGCAUCCCUUAUUUGGGAUCCUAAGCGAUGACAUUCGUGUCAUAGAGAUCUAUGGGGAAGUUAGUAAAGAUUAUAGACGACUGCGAUUAUUACAGUGUUCCGAACGGUUAUUGUCAUACAUGUAUCAUACAUUCAAUGAUGGGGCAACAUGCAAUAAACCGGGUGCUUUUAUUCUGGAA